AUGUUCUCCGUGAUCUUAUUCAAGGACCGAGCUGUAUCCGACAGGCUGCAGUCACUGGUACUUCUCGCCGCCUGCACCCUCGGAAUCUUAUUGGUGUUAUACCACAUCUUUACUCUUGUUCAAUCUCUUCGAUCACCCCUUCGCAAGCUCCCAGGACCAUGGUAUGCCCCACUGACGACAUUAUACCUUCGGUACGCAUUUGCCAGGGGUACUAUCUGGAAGCUUGUCGAGUCCAAACACCAACAGUAUGGACCAGUCUUCCGGUAUGGUCCUCGACAAAUAUGGAUCUCAGACAAAGAUGCCUUGCGAACUAUUCUCCAGAGGGCGGAUCUCCCCAAGGUACAGAUGUAUGCCGAAAUCUCCCGGGAUGCUCACAGUCCGGGUCUGUUUGGGGAGGUGCGACCGGAGCCGCAUCGGAUUCUCAAGGGCUUCCUAUCACCGAGGCUUACGGUAGCAGACGUCGACGAAGAAGGUCAUCUCUUUGAGAAGUGUAUCGGGGAUCUGAUUGCCAAAUACUACCAGCUCACCAAGGGUAAGGCAAAGACAGAUGUGGUCGCGACCGACUUGAUGAUGGAUUUGCAUGGCGUGGCGCUUGACAUCAUGGGAGAGUGUUCCUUUGGCCGAGGCUUUGGUCAAACACCCCCACUCAAGGAAGAGUACUUGGGAAUGGAGGACCGCAUCUGGGUGCAAAUCCUCCACUCCAUCUUCCAUGGCUUGACUCGGAGAUACAAGAUGGUCUACGUCAAGCGAUGGUUACGAGGCCUCGGGAUAAAGCUGUGCUUCGACUGGCCUGCGGAUAUGAUCCAGGCCAUUGAUGCUAUCGUUAAGGAACGCUCCUACUGCAAAGACUACUCUCAACCAGAUCUACUUCAACAUUUUAUCGACAGUGGCACCCGACCAGGUUCGUCCGCGCCAAUGAACACUAGGGAUAUUAUAGACCAGCUGUCAGAGAUUCUCCUAACCGGGUCGGAGACCACUUCUGGAACCAUUGCAUGUCUCUUUCGCGAACUCCUGCACAUUCCCGAAAAGAAAACAAAGCUACUGGAUUCACUCCCGGUACUUACUGCCACUGAUCCAAUUAUCAACAGCAAGACAGUGCGAACAGAGCCCGAAUUUCGCUAUCUAGAUGCCUGCAUCAAAGAGACGCUGCGAUUGCACCCGAUUGCGAGCGAGAUGGGUCGCAAAACUGGCAAGGACUGUUGUGAACUCGCGGGAUACUCAAUCCCGCCGGGAAACGUCGUAUCUGCUAGCUAUAGGCAUCUGCAUCGCAACCCGGAGUUCUGGCCCAAACCAUUGAAGUUCUGGCCGGAAAGAUGGUUAGAAAAUGAGAAGGCUCGUGACGGUGCUCCGGAGCCCGAUCCCUAUUACCCAUUUUCUGCGGGCAAGCACUCCUGCAUUGGAAUCAAAUGCGCGUGGGCGGAGAUGCGUAUGGUCGCUGCAAAUGUUUUCUCGCGGUUUGAUCUCGAAGAUAUUAGGAAUCUGCACAUUGAUUUCCGGCAAUACAUCACAAUGCAGCUGGAGAACGGCUCACACAAGGUGGUGUUGAAGCAGCGGCUCUAG
This is a messenger RNA of Aspergillus japonicus CBS 114.51, 1560 nucleotides long. Its product is annotated as cytochrome P450. Gene Ontology annotation, molecular function: oxidoreductase activity, acting on paired donors, with incorporation or reduction of molecular oxygen; monooxygenase activity; iron ion binding. Bases 1 to 1560 code for a protein of 519 amino acids. The transcript has 7 exons. NCBI's taxonomy places the organism in Eukaryota, Fungi, Ascomycota, Eurotiomycetes, Eurotiales, Aspergillaceae. The record is from RefSeq and is a predicted model, not a curated record.